Solanum tuberosum (potato) is the source of this 1392-nucleotide messenger RNA. Its product is annotated as polygalacturonase-2. Lineage: Eukaryota; Viridiplantae; Streptophyta; Magnoliopsida; Solanales; Solanaceae. The transcript has 9 exons. Gene Ontology annotation, biological process: carbohydrate metabolic process. The record is from RefSeq and is a predicted model, not a curated record. Gene Ontology annotation, molecular function: polygalacturonase activity. Bases 1 to 1392 code for a protein of 463 amino acids.
AUGGUUAUCCAAAGGAAUAAUAUUCUCCUUCUCAUUAUUAUUUUUGUUUUAUCAAUUUCAACUUGUAGAAGCAAUUUUAUUGAUGAUGAUUUAUUCAAACAAGUUUAUAAUAAUAUUUUUGAACAAGGAUUUGCUCAUGAUUUUCAAGCUUAUCUUUCUUAUUUGAGCACAAAUAUUGAAAGCAAAAAUAAUAUUCAUGAUUUCAAUAAUAUUGCGAAGAUUGAUAAAAAUGGGAUUAGAGUAAUUGAUGUAUGUAGCUUUGGAGCUAAGGGUGAUGGAAAAACAUAUGAUAAUAAGGCAUUUGAGAAAGCAUGGAAAGAAGCAUGUUCAUCUAAAACACCUGUUCAAUUUGUGGUUCCUCAAAACAAGAAUUAUCUUCUCAAACAAAUCACGUUUUCAGGUCCAUGCAAAUCUUCUAUUUCAGUGCAGAUUUUUGGAUCCUUAGAAGCAUGUGAUAAAAUUUCAGACUACACAGAUAGAAGGCAUUGGAUUCUUUUUGAUAGUGUUCAAAAUUUAGUUGUUGGAGGAGGAGGAACUAUCAAUGGCAAUGGAAAUGUAUGGUGGCCAUAUUCUUGCAAAAUUAAUAAAUCACUGCCAUGCAAGGAUGCACCAACGGCCUUAACCUUCAACAAUUGCAAUAAUUUGGAAGUGAAGAAUCUAAAGAGUAAAGAUGCACAACAAAUUCAUAUAGAAUUUGAGUCAUGCACUAAUGUUGUAGCUUCAAAUUUGAUGAUCACUGCUUCAAAGAAGAGCCCAAAUACUGAUGGAGUCCAUGUAACAAAUAGUCAAAAUAUUCAAAUAUCUGAUACUACUAUUGGAACAGGUGAUGAUUGUAUUUCAAUUGUUAGUGGAUCCCAAAAGGUGCAUGCCACAAAUAUUACUUGUGGUCCAGGUCAUGGUAUAAGUAUUGGAAGCUUAGGAUCUAAAAAUUCAGAAGCUCAUGUGUCUCAUGUUACUGUAAAUGGAGCCAAAUUUAUUGGUAGCGAAAAUGGAGUUAGGAUCAAGACUUGGCAGGGAGGAUCUGGAGAAGCUAGCAACAUCAAAUUUCAGAAUGUGGAAAUGCAAGACGUUGAGAAUCCCAUAAUUAUAGACCAAAACUAUUGUGAUCAAGUUGAACCAUGUAAACAACAGUAUUCAGCAGUUCAAGUGAAAAAUGUGGUGUAUGAGAAUAUCAAGGGCACGAGUGCAACAAAGGUGGCCAUCAAAUUUGAUUGCAGCAAAAACUUUCCAUGUGAAGGAAUUAUAAUGAAGAAUAUAAAAUUAGUAGGGGAAAAUGGAAAACCUUCAGAGGCUAUGUGCAAAAAUGUCCAUUUUAACAAUAUUGAAGAUAUCUCACCAAAGUGCCCUUCAGUAGAAAGUUCAAAGGAUGAAGCUCUUUUGUAUAAUUAUUAG